UCGUACAACCUCUUUUUUUUUUUUCUCCUUCUUCUUCCUCUCGCUCCAUACAUUUUUCGUCACUCAUCUGUCAUGAACAAAAACAACCGCCCAUUAAGAGACAAGAGCAAGUCAACUGAUCCAGACGACUGCCUAAGACGACCAGCUUCACGACCGUGCUUCAAAAAUCAAUGGCAGCGACAGCGAGAAGAGCAGGAUAAAGCAGCUUACCAACGACAUUGCGCAGAACGACUUGCCUCAGUCUACAAUGGCAAUACUACCCAAGCUAUCUUGUUUUUGAAGGCCAUAAAGGCCAACAACCGUGAACCUAUGCAGCCUUUUACUAUACCAUCCCUUGCAGCUGAUAUUUUGAAAAACUGGGAAGGCGAAGAACCCAACAGCAGCCGAACUGCUCAGCUUGCAGAAACAAUCAACAAUUUGCUCACUACCACUGCCAUCAAGGGAGUCACCGACUUAGAUGCAGCCAUAGUGAAAACUUGCGCCAACAGGUCAGCCAUGCCUGUAGCUUGCCCUACUACGACUAUGAUGGUCGCCAUAUGCUAUAUCCAACGGCUAAAACGAAAGUAUCAAAACGUAAAAGGCGCUCGUGGUUGUAGUCAGCGACUUUUGCUAGUCGCUUACAUGAUCAGCGCAAAAUACAUCCACGCUUGCUUGCGAACCAUUGUUGAUUCUUCACAGCAUCGCCAGGCUGAGCCGCAACAAAUGAAGGAACCUGUCAGUGUUUCAAUCAUGCCCUCUACUACUGUAGUCGAACCUGUUUCUCCUCAAGCACCUAAGGCUGUUCCAGUUCUUGGAUCCGCUAGAGAACCAGAUUCCCCACCUGCCUCACCGCCAAUGACCAGCGCAAAACCACCACAACCCACUGCUGCCCAACUUUACCGUAUGGAAUUGGAGUUCCUUCACUUCCUGGACUACGACCUUUUGGUCCCCAAUCCAUGCGCUCUCAUCGACUGGUGGUAUCGCUGUGUUCGCGACCAUGAUGCUUCCGCUCUUGAAUAUAAGCCUGAUGCCGUUCAAGAUGAAAAAAUAUAACCAAAUCCCAUAAUGUAAUUUCCUUACCUCUUUUUUCCAUAUAGUUUUUCUUACUCCAUUAUCUGUAUAUAAUCACAGCCCCAGCAAAACCAGUUUUCUGAACAUACGCCAUAUCUUGGGGUCACUGUUCUCACUUCCAUUCUUUCCUUAUUGCAAUGACAGAUUUCUCUAUGAAAUUUACCCCUCCCUAAUAGCAUUAAAAACCAUAGCCUGACCCCAUUUUAUUCUAAAGGG
Molecule: messenger RNA, 1266 nt
Organism: Umbelopsis ramanniana AG
Lineage: Eukaryota; Fungi; Mucoromycota; Umbelopsidomycetes; Umbelopsidales; Umbelopsidaceae
Exons: 2
Coding region: 73-1032 (319 amino acids)
Source: RefSeq, a predicted model, not a curated record